UUCAGCGUGAAUCACAGCAUCACCAUCUCUUCAACAACCUUUUUUUGGGUGCGCCUCAAUUUCCGUCCCUUGCCUUUUGACAAGACAAUUCGACCAUAUUCCAUCUGGAACAAAGCGCAAAUCCAUCGUGCCACCUUCCACUAAAAAAGCUAAACCGAUACUUUCAUCUAAAUCAGUCCGCUGCAAGGCUACCACAGGCGCGUCUCGUAUCUGUUUACCUGAACUUUAUCACAUUUGCACAUUUCAUCACGUUUGAUAUCCCACAUCGUCUUGACCGCUAUGAGCAUUUAAUCUUUUUGACGUUGGCAAGAUCCCGACCACCGCCGCCACGAGGAUUAAUUAAGAGCUAUCAUGGCCACCAAGCAGGAAUUUAGCGCACCGCGCAAGAAAGGGUUGAUGACAUAUGGAAAAGCUGCUCGCAAAAGACAGCCAAAGACAGUUUUCACACCAGCUGCUUUCCCACCUAUACCAGAAGAUGACGAUGAUUCUCCCGUUGCAAAACACAAGGCUACCGUAACACAUCGACGACCUUCUCUUCUCACCUCCCCGCAGCGCGAUCCUGCUUCACCCUCCUCAAGCCUUGGUAGCACAUAUCGUAACAAGACAAGUCCAAUUAGCUCAAACGAGGGUUUGCAAAACCCAGACCGGAAGCGCAAAAUAUCCCAGGUCUACAUGUCGAAGGGGCGAACACAGGAACCUAUCCAGGCCAGUCAAAAGAAUGCCCCUCUGAAUCGCAUACCUCCUCGAUCGCGCCCAUCUACGUCUGCCGGCAUUAGUACCAGCAAACCAAUCGCAUCUACCUCACGACAACGCGCCCGUCCAACUUCGCCAGAAUUAAUGGAUAUCGACACAGCUGAACCCAGCCUAUCGAGUCCACCCCCGACCCCGACAUUGCCAAAGCCGUCACGCCAGCCAAAAGCCACAGCAAGCAAAGGUUCUGCAUCAUCGGCGCCGGGCACAACUACAACAGGGAAAGCGAAGCGGGGCGAUACACAGCAUCAAAUUCCUCUACGCUUUGCGCGUGAAGACAUUGUGAAGCCGAUAGCCUCACGUGCAAGUUCAAGUGCAUCUUCAAACAGAGUGAAUAAGGAGGUUGGACCUGCGCCUCAGCUAGCUCCUGAGAGUGUUUCGAAAAAGCGUAGGCGACGGUUAAUUGAUACGUUGAUUGAGCAGACUAAAGAUGAGGAUGAAGAGGAAGAGGUCAUUGAAACAGUUGACGAGGUCCUUGAAAGUCAAGCAGAUUCAAGUCAACCUACUUUGAGUCAUCAGGCCAGCGAUAUUUCAAUGCUGGAGUCACAGCCAUUGCCUCAAACCCCAAGUCGUAAUACUGCGACAUCACAAGCGACUAGUAUCAGGACUUUCGCACGCUCUAGCAGUGCGCUCAAGUUUACGUACGGCCAAGGCAGAAAAGUUCUAGAAGAGGAAGGCGAUUUACUUGAAUCUCUCAUCCUACCCGAAGAGUCGUCAACUUCGUUAAAGGGAAGACGUUUGGAACUUGGAACGCCGAAGAAAGCAGUUGCCGCCAAGGGAGCACUUGAUGAUGAGGACCUUGGAAUUAAUGGUUCGCCUAACUCAAAACUCCGGGAUAUUCAUGAAUUGAGACAAGCCGGAGCGAAUUCCCGCGUGGCCGACACGAUGCAAGAUUUGGCCGACCAGAUUGGUUCUCCAAGCAGCAAGCCUUCAUCGUCUCGAAGAGCUGCAUUGAUACAAGUAGCAGAGAAAAUCAAGGACAAGACAUUUAUGUGGCAAUGUCGCGAUCAUGGUGUCGAGGCGGCAUUGUUGAAAGAUAUGGGCAAAGAGUCUGAUAUCAUAUCCGGAUACCUCAUCUUAUCUAUCCUCGUGACGAUACUCGCAAAAUGGCCCUCGUCACAUAUACAGCAACUUGUUCGGCUCGGGAACCCCGCAGGCAUGUUUGCUCACUUGCUCAGCAUACCCAAGGACAUGAAGGUGAUAGCGCGCGACAGAAAGAGCAACUUAUCUAAGAGAAGUCAAGCAUCUCUUAUCGCUACUCAAACUUCGCUGCGCGAGUUAUCGAUCUGGGAUAAGGCUAUCCCAUCAUAUGUCUCGCCGAGAAGUCUUGUUCUCAAGUGUCUACAUUUACUCAUCGCUCAUGAUGUCAACGCAGCUAGAGAUCCUGCCAUCUUCUCUCCGGCUGUGACAGAGGCUCUCUUCUCAGUGCUCUCGGACGCAGCCGAAAAUGCAGAGCACUGGAACUAUCCGGUAGUAGCGGAAGCGAUCGAUCUUGCGCAUGCUCUGGCGAUUCUUGAAUUCUAUGCUGUUAGCAUUGCGGAAGUGCAGCGCGUAGGCGCUAGUUGGGUUAUUCCAUAUCUCCCAAUCGUAGCUGACGUUUUCGGGGCUUGUUCACAAAACAUAGUACCGGGUGUUACGGCUCAAGAGAGCGAGAGCAAGCUUCUCGAGGAUGCUGUCUUGAAGCUCACUAUAAAUUUGACAAACAAUAGUCUGGAAGCGCCAGAAAUAUUUGUGUCGAAAGGACUUGUACCUGCUUUGGCAGGGUCUAUCUCCAGCAAUUUUACUCGCAUUUCGGAGUCGUUGUCUCGAGAUACGUGGGUCGAUGGGAUCCUCGACAGCUUGGUCCUGCGGCUAGGGAUCCUAAUCAACUUUUCGGAGCACAGUUCGCUCGUGAGAGAGGUCAUAGAUGACUGUCACCAUGAGGGCCAGCGACCAGUUGACGAACUCAUCCGAUUAUUUUUCGAAAAUUACCGGAGGACAGCAGAAGCCGAUUCAAUGGAGACCAGUCACCUGAAUGUGGCCUUCGGAUACUUGACGGUCUUACUAGGCUAUCUAGCCCUACAUAGGCCGGUGCGGCAGAAAAUACGGUCAAGUCAUUCGGCUAAGAGCAUCGAACCGCUACUUGAUUCACUUCGCGAAUUCCUUACCCAUCAUAGGAAAGUGGAACAGAGUGUGGACGAAAGCGAAGAUGGCUCACGAGGCCACAGUAGCUAUACGGAGCGGCUUCAGGACCUGGUGCAUCAAUUAGAAGAGCAGGCUGCAUAUGAUUGAUUCGGAGGUGGCUUACAUAGACCGAGCAUGUCUCAUGACACGGCAAUUUUUUCUUGUAGGAUCAUCUUCAUGCACAAUUCACUGUCGGAGCAAUAUCAGCUUGGCGACGGGAUACGGGAGGGAUUGA
Molecule: messenger RNA, 3148 nt
Organism: Annulohypoxylon truncatum
Lineage: Eukaryota; Fungi; Ascomycota; Sordariomycetes; Xylariales; Hypoxylaceae
Exons: 2
Coding region: 352-3021 (889 amino acids)
Source: RefSeq, a predicted model, not a curated record